AUGGCAGACUCGGGACCCCACCACCACAGCGGCGGCGCGCAGGACAACGACCCCGCCUCGAAGCACAAGAAGCCGCAGCAGAAUAAUGCAAAUGCAAGCUUCCCCGAGUACGCCCGCAGGACAGCAGAGAAGCUGCCCCCACCAACUUUCAUAAUUCUCGCUCUCCUCUUCGGUUUGUACAUAAUUUUUUCCUCGAGCCAACAAAACCAGCGGUCAGCAGCAGACCUUUCUUCUCCUCCCGUCGCCCCUUCCGUUGUCACCACCACAAUCUACCAAGAACAUCAACCAUCUUCAACUCCCAAAGUCGUCGUUGAUACCUCUCCCAAAAUGUCUACCGAGCAGACCUUCAUUGCCAUCAAGCCUGACGGCGUUCAGCGCGGCCUGAUCGGCCCCAUCGUCUCUCGCUUCGAGACCCGUGGCUUCAAGCUCGUCGCCAUCAAGCUCAUGACCCCCGGCAAGGAGCACCUCCAGGCCCACUACGCCGACCUCAAGGACAAGCCCUUCUUCGCUGGUCUCAUUGAGUACAUGAACUCUGGCCCCAUCUGCGCCAUGGUCUGGGAGGGCCGUGACGCCGUCAAGACCGGUCGUGUCCUUCUCGGUGCCACCAACCCCCUUGCCUCCGCCCCCGGCACCAUCCGUGGCGACUACGCCAUCGACGUCGGCCGCAACGUCUGCCACGGCUCCGACUCCGUCGAGAAUGCCAAGAAGGAGAUUGCCCUCUGGUUCAAGGAUGGCGAUGUCGUCUCCUACAAGGCUUCCCAGUUCGACUGGAUCUACGAGAAGCCUUAA
Messenger RNA from Colletotrichum costaricense, 789 nucleotides. Its product is annotated as nucleoside diphosphate kinase. The coding region runs from base 1 to 789 and encodes 262 amino acids. The transcript is spliced from 7 exons. Gene Ontology annotation, biological process: CTP biosynthetic process; UTP biosynthetic process; GTP biosynthetic process. The record is from RefSeq and is a predicted model, not a curated record. NCBI's taxonomy places the organism in Eukaryota, Fungi, Ascomycota, Sordariomycetes, Glomerellales, Glomerellaceae. Gene Ontology annotation, molecular function: nucleoside diphosphate kinase activity.